AUGCGCAUGAAAUCGAAGGACGGGGUCAGAUCCCUGGCUCUGCAGGACGUCUGCCAGAAAUACCGCAUACUAACCUCAAUCCAUCAGAUCUGCGGGCGUCUGCCGAUUCAAAUUACCUUCUACUUGGCAAGGCCAGCGGCAGCCGGGCCCCGCGCCUCCGGGGCGCACUCACCGGGUCUGAGCAGGGAGGGCGCAGCCUUGCGGGUGGCGCCCGCGGCGGGAAGCCGGGACCUGCCCUGCUCGCGCGCUAGGGAUCCGGGAAGGAGGAGGAAAGGGGAGGAGUCGCGGGCGGCGCCCCGUGGGACCCUUGCGCAAGGUGCUUUCCAGCUGCGCCGGCUGCAGCCGCGACCCGCGCGCAGCCCCGAAGCGCCGCAGCCGGAGACGGGCACGCCGCCCCCCUCCCAGGGCCCCGGAGCCCUCCCGGAUGCCGGGGCGCCCCGGACCUCAGGGUGCGAACCGCCGGGGCACCCAACAGGGCUGCGAUCGAACGACAGCCCCGAGCCCCCGAACUCUUACCUGCGGCCUCCGCGCGGCCCCGCCGCCGUCCCCCGACGGCUCGCGGCGCAGCUGGCGGGCGGCUCCCGGGAGCCGGGCGCGCCGGGGUCCCCAGGUCCGGGGUCUGCAGGAGCGGGAACCAGGGCUACCGGCCCCGGAGCGUUGGCGCGCCGUCCGGGCCCGAGCGGUCGAGUGAGCUCCGCGCCUCCCGAGCGCCUGGGCCGCCCUCGUCGGCCCCUGACUCACAGCUUCUGGGCCGGCCGAGGGGCGGCGCAGCGGACUCCAGCCGCCGCCUCCCCGCCUCUUCCAUUUCCCCUUUCUCUCCGUAAACAGAAAGAGCCCGCCGGCUUGCAGGGCUGCCCGAGCCCCAGCGAGGGGAAAUUCCGGCCUCCCCCCGCUUGCCCUCGGGGCGCUGGGCGGAGCUGGAGACCGCCGGCUGCGCGGCCCCGGCCCACAGCCUGGAAAAACACGCCCGAGUUCCCUCCGACCUGGGGACCCGGCAGCCGGCGGGUGCCGGCGCCCUCGGCGCUGCUGUGGGGUCCCCGGCCCUUUCCCGCGCCCCCCAUGCCGGAGGGUGUGUCUGUGUGCUCGGGGUGGGGGGGCGAACAGGGCCGCCGCGUGCUGCCCCCGCCGGGCUGCAGGAGGCGCAGGGAGCUUCCCGGAACCGCGGCCCGCCCCCCUCAGGUUUCGGUCCAGGUCACACACGCAGGGCGGUGA
Molecule: messenger RNA, 1212 nt
Organism: Lipotes vexillifer (Yangtze River dolphin)
Lineage: Eukaryota; Metazoa; Chordata; Mammalia; Artiodactyla; Lipotidae
Product: basic proline-rich protein-like
Exons: 4
Coding region: 1-1212 (403 amino acids)
Source: RefSeq, a predicted model, not a curated record